Varanus komodoensis (Komodo dragon) is the source of this 3114-nucleotide messenger RNA. It is a transcript of the gene PFKP, whose product is annotated as phosphofructokinase, platelet. Gene Ontology annotation, cellular component: membrane; 6-phosphofructokinase complex; cytoplasm. Gene Ontology annotation, molecular function: monosaccharide binding; ATP binding; identical protein binding. NCBI's taxonomy places the organism in Eukaryota, Metazoa, Chordata, Lepidosauria, Squamata, Varanidae. The transcript has 23 exons. Bases 341 to 2683 code for a protein of 780 amino acids. The record is from RefSeq and is a predicted model, not a curated record. Gene Ontology annotation, biological process: fructose 1,6-bisphosphate metabolic process; canonical glycolysis; fructose 6-phosphate metabolic process.
CUUCUCCCCCCGUGAUUUAGACCGGAGUGCCCUCUUCUGCGCCGUCCAGAUCACGACCGUCCGCGACCGCUCCGCGCACAGCCCCACAGCGGCGCAGGAGUCCGUCCAGCGUUCCCCGGACGCGUCGCGCUCUCCCUCGCCCCGGGAAGGACCGGCCACUCCGCCGCCGAGGGAAGGCGCAGCGGCUGACCUCUCGCCGCGGGAAGGAGCGCCACCCCUGCGGGGCCUGCCGUUGUCACCCACCGGAGCAGCAGCAGCAGCAGCAGCAGCAGCAGCAGCAGCAGCAGCAGCAGCAGCCUCGCGCUCAGGUCCACCGGGCGCCGUCGCUUCCGCCGUGAGCAUGCCGGAUAAGAAGUUCUUCGAGAACCUCUCCGGAGGAGGGAAGGCCAUCGGCGUCUUGACCAGCGGCGGCGAUGCUCAAGGUAUGAAUGCAGCUGUUCGUGCAGUAGUACGUAUGGGAAUCUAUGUUGAAGCGAAAGUUUACUUUGUCUAUGAGGGCUACCAAGGCAUGGUUGAUGGAGGUGAAAAUAUUGUUGAAGUCACAUGGGAAAGUGUUUCAAGCAUCCUCCAAGUGGGGGGGACGGUUAUCGGCAGUGCGCGCUGCAAAGCUUUUCGAACACGGGAGGGUCGUCUGAAGGCAGCCUGCAACCUGGUAAAGUGUGGCAUCACUAACCUUUGCGUGAUUGGGGGAGAUGGCAGCUUAACGGGUGCUAACCUGUUUCGCAAGGAGUGGAGCGGACUGCUGGAGGAGCUGGCAAGAAAUGGUGAGAUUGAAGAAGAGGCCGUGAGGAAGUAUUCUUACCUCAACAUUGUGGGGAUGGUUGGCUCCAUUGAUAAUGACUUCUGUGGGACAGAUAUGACCGUUGGCACCGACUCAGCUUUGCACAGAAUCAUUGAAGUGGUGGACGCCAUCAUGACCACUGCUCAAAGCCAUCAGAGGACUUUUGUUCUGGAAGUGAUGGGAAGACACUGUGGGUACCUAGCUCUUGCUAGUGCUUUAGCCUGUGGAGCAGAUUAUGUCUUUAUUCCUGAAUAUCCACCAGAGGAAGGUUGGGAAGAUCAUAUGUGCUCUAAGCUUUCUGAGAACCGGGCACGAAAGAAAAGGUUGAAUAUCAUAAUUGUAGCAGAAGGUGCCAUUGAUUCCCAUAACAAGCCGAUAACUUCAGAACAAGUUAAGGAUCUCGUGGUCCAGCGUUUAGGGUAUGACACCCGUGUAACUAUCCUUGGACAUGUUCAAAGAGGAGGGACCCCCUCAGCUUUUGAUAGGAUUUUGGCAAGCCGCAUGGGCGUGGAGGCAGUCCUGGCCCUCUUAGAAGCUACACCUGAGACUCCCGCCUGCGUGGUCUCACUGUCUGGAAACCAAUCCGUCCGCCUGCCUUUAAUGGAGUGUGUGCAGAUGACCCAAGAUGUGCAGAAAUGCAUGGACGAAAGAAGGUUCAGUGAGGCUGUGCAACUCCGUGGAAGGAGUUUUGAGAACAACUUGAAUACAUACAAGCUAUUGUCUACCAAAAAGUCAGCUGCUGAACUUCCCAAGAGUAACUUCAAUGUAGCUGUUUUAAACGUAGGUGCUCCAGCAGCUGGAAUGAAUGCAGCAGUUCGAUCUGCUGUGAGAAUUGGAAUAACUGAAGGACACAAAAUGUUUGCCGUCACCGAUGGCUUUGAAGGGUUUUCUAAGGGGCAGAUCAAAGAAAUCAGCUGGGGAGAUGUUGGAGGUUGGACUGGCCAAGGAGGAUCAAUCCUGGGCACAAAACGUACCCUCCCUGGAAAAUAUUUGGAGAAGAUUGCAGAACAGAUGCGAGCUCAUAACAUCAAUGCCCUCCUAGUUAUUGGUGGAUUCGAGGCCUACCUGGGACUUUUGGAGCUCUCUGCUGCCCGGGAGAAAUAUGAUGAGUUCUGUAUUCCCAUGGUUAUGGUUCCUGCAACCGUAUCCAACAAUGUACCAGGUUCUGAUUUCAGCAUUGGUGCAGACACUGCUCUGAACACUAUCACUGAUACUUGCGACCGAAUCAAGCUGUCUGCAAGCGGGACAAAGCGCCGGGUGUUCAUUAUCGAGACCAUGGGUGGCUACUGUGGCUACCUGGCAAAUAUGGGGGCCCUCGCUGCGGGGGCUGAUGCAGCAUACAUCUUUGAGGAGAAGUUCGAUAUACGGGAGCUCCAGGCCAACGUGGAGCAUCUGACAGAAAAGAUGAAAACGAGCAUUCAGCGGGGGUUGGUGCUGAGGAAUGAAAACAGUAAUGAGAAUUACACAACCGACUUCAUUUACCAGCUGUAUUCUGAAGAAGGGAGAGGGGUCUUCGACUGCAGAAAGAAUGUGCUGGGUCACAUGCAACAGGGUGGUGCUCCUUCUCCAUUUGAUAGAAACUUUGGGACAAAAAUUUCAGCAAAGGCUGUUCUAUGGCUCUCCAAGAAACUGAAAGAAUGCUAUCGAAGAGAUGAAGGACGGGUAUUUGCCAACACUGAGGAUUCUGUCUGUCUCCUGGGAAUGCGCCGGAGGAACCUCCUGUUCCAGCCUGUGGCCAAGCUGAAGGACGAUACGGACUUUGAGCACCGAAUUCCCAAGGAACAGUGGUGGCUGAAGCUGCGCCCCCUGAUGAAAAUUCUGGCCAAAUACAAGACCAGCUACGAUGUCUCGGAUUCAGGCCAGCUGGAGCACGUGCAUAGACCAAAUCCAGAAGAAUCCUGAGCUGGCGAUCCCAAGACGUCACACCAUUCAAGUUUGUGAUAGCUGCCCGUUCUCUGUCAACAGUGCUUUAGAAUCCUUAUUACAGCUUCUUUUGUAAAAUCUAAGUUAUUGUACCAGCACUUUAUGUGGGGGAGGGGAGAACCCCCAACAGCCAUCACAGAAGUUCUCUGCCUCGUAUUGUUGUAGGGCUCUUAAUGUGCCACUCAACACCCCAGCACCUACCUUGGCAAAGCAAGCCCCGUUACCAACGUGUUCCUUACCAACAGCCUGUCCGAAACCGGUUCUAUGCACUCUGCUGACAUUAUUCAUCUCUUGCACUUUUUACCAGACAGUGUUUACACUCAAAAGCAUAUUUCAGAGGCUUAGUUUUGUGUCACGCUAAAAGGAAACAUAUAGACCCCAGCUGGAAUAAAAUGCUGUAUUGAAAGGAA